GGUGGGGGCGGGGAGGGCCUGCCUCCCACAGCUCAGCCUGGUGUCCGUCUGUCCAUCCCAGGGCCAUGUGGCCUCCGGGGCAUCCAGUCGCGCGUGGUGGGUGGAAAGGACUCAGAGCUUGGCCGCUGGCCUUGGCAGGGCAGCCUGCGCUGGAAUAAAGUCCACCUCUGCGGGGCGAGCCUGCUGAACCGCCGCUGGGUGCUCUCAGCCGCGCACUGCUUCCAAGAGAGCGCCAAUCCCAAUGAAUGGACGGUCCAGUUUGGCGAGCUGACCUCCUCGCCGUCCUUCUGGAGCCUGCGAGCCUACCUCCAUCGUUACCGGGUUCAGGAUAUCGUCCUGUACUCGGAGCGCGUGAUGCCUUCCCGGAACGACAUUGCCCUGCUGCGGCUGGCCUCCUCCGUCACCUACAGCAAGCACAUCCAGCCCGUCUGUAUCCUGGCCUCCUCCUCGGAGUUCCAGAACCAGACCGACUGCUGGGUGACCGGCUGGGGGCACAUCCGUGAGAAAAAGCGUGAGAUGGGGGACAGCUGGGUUGGGAAGGGAGCAUUAUCCUCUAGACCCAGUUCCAGCCACACCAGCCACCACCUGGGCUGCACCCUGGCCGGGCCUGCAUGAUCCGCACGCUGGCUCUCCACUCCCGCUGCCCCUUAAAGAGCAGGGCUCUCUGUCGGCACACUCGACUCCCCCUUGCGAAGCAGAGUUGAGAGGGAGGCCGGUGCAGGCCCGGGCCCCCUGCAGCAGUGUGCAAAGUUUUGGAUGGACUUGUCGGAAAGGCAGCAAGCGCUGUUUCUCUUUUACUGAGCUCUUAUUCGUAGCUUCUCACAUUCACCCCUCCUAACGCAUCCAGUUCAGCGGGGUGUUUUCAGUAUAUUCACAGAGUGGUGUAACCAUCAGCACUACCUCGUUACAGAGCAUUUUCAUACCUCAAAAUAAAUCCCCAGCUUAUUAGCCAUUACUCCAUAUUCCCCCUUGUGCUAGGGCCACAGCCCCUGGCAGCCACUAACCGGCUUUCUGCCCAUGAGUUGCCCACAAUGGACACUUCAUACAAAUACCAUCUGACAGGAGUUCCCGUCGUGGCUCAGUGGUUAACG
This is a messenger RNA of Sus scrofa (pig), 1091 nucleotides long. Lineage: Eukaryota; Metazoa; Chordata; Mammalia; Artiodactyla; Suidae. The record is from RefSeq and is a predicted model, not a curated record.